Messenger RNA from Suricata suricatta (meerkat), 5257 nucleotides. It is a transcript of the gene FAM168B, whose product is annotated as family with sequence similarity 168 member B. Lineage: Eukaryota; Metazoa; Chordata; Mammalia; Carnivora; Herpestidae. The coding region runs from base 276 to 860 and encodes 194 amino acids. The record is from RefSeq and is a predicted model, not a curated record. The transcript is spliced from 8 exons.
AAGGUCGGGCCAGCGGCUGGGGGUCGCCUGACGCCCGGGCCGUGGGGGCGGCCUGGCGGCACCCGCGGCGAUAACCCAGGCUGUGCUUUGGGACGGACUGGGCCGCUGGGGGCCCGAGGGAGGCGUAACUGGGCGCGGACCGGCGCGCGGGCAGCGUACUCAAGUGUGCGUCUUAAUGGGCCGUAUGAGUUAAUGUUUUAUUAAAGUCAUACAUAAAAGUAUUCGGGAGUGUUUUGGCAUGCAAGAAAAUUUUUAAGUGAAAAGUUCUUGAAAUCAUGAAUCCUGUUUAUAGCCCUGGUUCUUCUGGGGUUCCCUAUGCAAAUGCCAAAGGAAUUGGCUAUCCAGCUGGCUUCCCCAUGAGCUAUGCAGCCGCAGCUCCUGCCUAUUCUCCCAACAUGUACCCUGGAGCAAAUCCUACCUUCCAAACAGGUUACACUCCUGGAACACCUUACAAAGUGUCCUGUUCCCCCACCAGUGGGGCAGUGCCGCCAUACUCCUCCUCUCCCAACCCCUACCAGACUGCUGUGUACCCUGUGCGAAGUGCCUACCCCCAGCAGAGCCCCUAUGCACAGGGCACGUACUACACACAGCCCUUGUAUGCAGCGCCCCCUCACGUCAUCCACCACACCACGGUGGUGCAGCCCAAUGGCAUGCCGGCGACAGUGUACCCUGCUCCCAUCCCUCCACCUAGAGGCAACGGCGUCACCAUGGGCAUGGUGGCUGGGACCACUAUGGCCAUGUCAGCAGGCACCCUGCUGACUGCCCACUCCCCAACUCCUGUUGCCCCCCACCCAGUCACUGUGCCCACGUACCGGGCCCCGGGAACACCCACCUACAGCUACGUGCCCCCUCAAUGGUGAUCACUCUGCAAAUGUUUGAGGAUGGAGCUGUGCAGUCACAUCAUGGAGGUUCCACAGCUGGUGCUGCAGGCCUCGCGCCUCCAACCUGGACUUUCUUCCUAAUGCUCUCGACACUUAGCUAAACACUACUAUGGCCCAGCCCAGCAGGUUCCAGCGCCAUUAGUUUCCAACUAACUCUGUGGGUUGGUCUUAAAGCAAUUCCUGUUUUGUGGGCUGCCUGGCAAAUUUUUUAGCUAACUGUAAUGAUAAAAAGGGAGUAUUAAUCUAUUCUGAAUCAUAUCUAGUUGAAUGCAUGUUUAAAAAAACAAACAAAAAACAAAGCUUGCUCAAUCUACCUGCAGUGACUGAUGCAAAACCAUCAUAUGCAAAACCCAAAGGAAUGGAAAAGCAUUUUACAACUUGUAUCACUAAUGCACUGUUGUAAUGUAUGCAGAGUCUUAAAGUUAUAGGUGUUAAAAUGAAUUUCUUCAUAGAGUAUCUGAAAUCCCACAGACAAUUCUUCAGCCUUUGGGGUUGAUAUGGGUUGUGAGUUGGUAACGUGGACUUUGAGUUUUCAGCCAUCUGUUUCUUUCACACUGACUGCACGGGAAGAGGGUUGCAGGGACAGGGAACCUGCAGGGUUGGCCACCACUGUCUGGGGCGCAGCCAGCUUACUGGAUAUCCUUUUCUUGCCGUUCAGGCUUGCCGGACAUUGUGGUGUGGACAUUCUUAGAGAUGCUCAUGAAAGUGUAGAGUUGUAUGGCCAGUACAGUUAAGAGGUCAUCUGUGUAUCAGCAAAGCAAUUUUCUCUGCCAUCUAAAUUUUCAUUAUAAGUCUCCUACACAUAGAGAUGAGAUUUUCUGUAUCUGUAUUGGAAAAGUCCUAUGUAGAACUAAAUUAUUUUCCUGGGAUGGAAGAUAUGUGAAGGAGAAACAGCCACACUUUGAUGAGUUAUUGGUUUCUCUUUUGUUUAGCUUAGAAACCCAUUCCUUCUCCUCCCUCCCACCCCCCUGAGAAGUUUCAGUUCAUGGAAAACCUAUGUAGGCAUUGUUGUUCUCCACCCCACCCACCCCAAGAAGGACAAAGAUUUCAGCUGUCUGUUAUGAAGAAAGUUGAACAUUUAAAAGAACUAUUAAAAGGGAACAAAUCUUGAUUUGAAAUUGUUUCUUGUAGAGAAGCAGGGCUGUGGCUGUGUUUGGGCCCAUCUACCUGAUGGGGACUUGUCAUCUGAGACCAUCUGGAAAGGACUUCUGGACAUGGGCCUGGGGAGGAAAGAGCUGGUGCCUCUGGUCUGUGAGCCUUGUCUGCCCUGUGUAGCUGAGGGUUCUCAGCACAAAGCAGGUAGGGACAGCAAUGGCUCAGGCAGCAUCAGAAUGCAUUUGCCUGCCAGGAUUUAUUCGGGAAGGAUUUUGUGUUUAAAGUCAGAAUAUUGUACAUAAGAAAUGAAGAGGAUUUUUUUUUUCUUAAAUAUGCCCAGCUUGUAUCAGUGGCAGUUUGUCUGUUCACAGAGGGGGUGGGAGGGUGAGGGUUUUGUUCCCUUCCAACAGUCUGUCAGGUGGGGUGGGGUAUACUCCUGUUCACCCCAUCAUUUCAAGUGUAUAGUCUUUGGUUGGGAGGGGAUGCUGCUGUUCCGUCUCUGGCAGCUAGGUCAGGGCUCUGGCACUGGUUUGGCAUUUGCCCCAUUUUGUGAGUGGGACACCUGACCCCUGAGCCUUUGGUAACCUAAUUUUUUAUAGUAAGUACCCCAUAAUUUUCUUUUUCACAUUUUAUUUUAUAAGAAGUUUAGGAUAUUUUUGCAUGGAUCAUUGUAAACAGAAAGUUCCUUAUUUCUAAUGUCUAUUAACAUAGUGUGCUUACUGAUAAGUACUUUAAAUUGCUUCAUUAGCACUUAAUCCGUGUGUGUGUGUGUGUGUGUGUGUGUGUGUGUGUGUGUGUGAGAGAGAGAGAGAGAGAGAGAGAGAGAGAACCAUUUACCCCAGGCACACAGUUUGUGUCCCCUUUAACUCUGUAUUGGUUAUUCCUUCUGUACUGUGGAUGGUUUAUAAUACCCCUGAGGUUCUAAGGGUUCCAGCCCUAAAUAUCAAAAAUGGAAACCCGAAUACACACACACACACACACACACACACACACACACACACACCCACACACACACACACCCACACCCCCCCCCCCCCCCCCCCCCCCCCCCCCCCCCCCCCCCCCCCCCCCCCCCCGUGAGGGUGGAGUCACUGGAAUAAGCAGAGUUGUAUAGGAUGCUUCAUUGAGCUUGCUUGAGACACGGUGCACACGGGGUGAGCGUUCUCACGAGCACGGAAUUAAAUGGUGUUUUCAAGACCAAGAAGGUUGGGUUGCCUUUUGCCCCCAUUUACACCAGCUUCAUAAAUACUUUCCCUUCUAUAAAUUUUUAAAAUCCUUUUUCCCUUUUGUGAAGGUGAGUUGGGAGACUUUAUCACAUACUUUUGCAUAAUGGAAUACAUCUGUGUGGAAAUCUUUUCAUAUCAGGGCAUCAGCUAUCAAAUGUGAUAAUGAAAGGUAGAUCUUGUCUAGUAGGUAAGAUUCUGGACAUAUGAAUAGUAGCAAAACUAUCAUAGAUUGUAAUUUUAACAGCAGUUCCAGUAAAAUUAAGGAAUAGAACUUCUGUUGUAAAUUGCAUAAUUUGACACUCCAAUUGUAAUUGUGGAGCAUUCAGAGAAACUGCCUUUUUUUUUGUAUGUGACAUUCUUAAUUUGAUACUAUUUCUGCUGAAUUAUGGUUCUUUUGGAAGUGGAGACAGGCCAGCAAAGGACCUAAUUCUCCUAAACAUGAACGUCAUCAUGGAUGAUACAAAAAAAUUGUUCUAUAGCCUCUCUGCCAAGGUUCAGGAGGUCUGUUUCUCUGCUGUUGGAAAUUUUGUUUGGAUCUGGGUCAGGUGCCUUCAGUCUGCUGCCUCUCAGGAGUGAGGCCAACUUCAGGACCAGGGCCAUUCGUGGGAGGCAUGAAGGCAAGGCGCUUCCAGAACCUUUUAUGUCUUCUGUGUUAAGUGUAGUCAGAACAUUCUUGGUAUGGUUAUGAGGCCUACCAGUUGCUAUUCUGUGAAUCUGUUUCUUGAGUGCUAUGCAAGUGUAGUAUUUACAGGAGGUGAGACACGUCUUGAGACUUGGGCAGUGCCUCGCUCCAUCUGGUGACACCAUCGCUUCUAUACUAAGAGGAAAUAUGUUCUUACAUAUUUUGCAUAUGCUGAUAUGUGGUGUGGUGCCUGCCAUCGGCGGUGAAAGGGUGGCACACACCAGCCACAUCAAUAUUGGGGCCUACUGCAGAAAGGAAAUCCACACUUCUUCACCUAUUCUUGGAAACAGUAUUACUCUGACUGGUUGGGACACCUUCUCCCCAUCUGGCAGCUAAUGGCUGGAUGCCCCAGUCAUUGCCAGCCUGGGUGUUGCCCAGUCAGGACAGGAUUCCUGUCUGACCCCUCAGCAGGUUAAUGGAUGGUUUUAAGGUUGAGUGCUUUGAGGGCAAGGGGCAGCUUCUGGUUCUUUCUGGUGCUUUCUAAGUAAGGGUGGGUGGAGUUUUCUCUAGAGACGAGUGUGGUUGGCUCAGGGGAAGGGCAGACUGCUUAGCUUUCUCUAGCGUAUCUCAGAUGUUUUGUUUUUUCCCUGAGCUGUUGAAUUUUCAGCCUGAGCUUUCUGAAGGUGCAUCAGACUUUAUUGAACAGACUUGCAGAUGACCUGCUGCAGAAGAGGGUCUAGUCUUUUUGGGUAGAAAGUUGCAAAGCUGUUCUUACAUGUUUCAGAGGAUUUGUCUCCCCCACCCCCACCCAUUUGAAGAACAGAAGACUCUAGGGGUAACCUUAAAGUUUACUCACUUGGGACAGAGAGACAGAGGAGAGGCGGGCAUCUGUUCAGGGGACCUGCAGUGGCUUCAGGGCUGUUGGGGUGGCGAUGACAGGUGUCUCGUUUGGGCCUUCUGAGCCCCGUCAGUCUCCUGUGGGUCCUUGUGUAGACUAGUGGUCAGUAAAACAGAUGGGCCCUGCUGUGCCCCGGCAGGGCCACUGUGAUGGCUGCUCAGAGGAGAGGCCUCAAGGAGCCACGUGGGUUGUGACUGACUAGGAAAUGGUUACCCCCCUUUUUUCUUUAAUGAUUUUUAAAUACUGUGUUUUUAGACCGUUCUCUUGGUACUUUUUUUAAGCUUUCAUCAGCAUUGUCUUCCAGUGUUAAAGGCCUCCCUCACCUGCAUUGAACUUACGGUGUCAAUCAGUACAAAGGAAUUGGACACCAAUCCUGAGCCAGUUCCAUUAUGUGUAAAUUCAUACUAUUUUAAUUUUUUAUGCAAUCUGAUGAGUAGAUGAGCUCAGAUUUAAAAUUCUUAAAAGCACGUUUAUUGUAACAAGAAUUGUUAUGUAUUAAUACUGCAGUUUUCAAUAAAGAUUGACUUGUGUUGCA